AUGCCGAACUCACAGCCUUCCUUUUCAAUUCCUCCUCCACAGAAAAAACAGAAAAAAAUGAGCAUCACGCAAACAUACUACCUGGCUCACACUGCCCGAGCAAAGCUCUCGCGGGAAGCUUCUCGGCCAGACCACAACCUCCGACUGCUCGUCGGCCACGCAAACAUGCUUGAUCUGCUCAUGCUCGAUCUCGCCGAGGCCGAGAGAGAGCAGGAAAAAUGGUUCAAUCUCUCCAUGCACGGCGCAAACACCACCUCAGAACACACCCGCAAACACAUCCAAUGGGCGAGCACGCCCGUCAUCGCUGAAGAGCCAGAGGAAGAGGACGACGACGAUUGGAACGGAGAGGCCGUUUCGGACUCUGAUUCCGACGAUUCAGAUUACGGCGAGGAUGACGCUUUCUUCGUCGACGUCGCCCCGAAAGUGACCUCGACCAAGGCCAGCACGGCCGCCGCACAUUCUCAUGCCCUUUCUUAUGCAGACAUGGAACAUGAGCAAAACAACGACGACCUAUCUGAGCCCGAGGACGACGAUGAAGAUGAUCUCGCCGACCUCGCGCUCACACGAACACAUUCCCACUCCCGCCAACCCCCAGAACUACUUGCCGACUCCGGCGACGACGAGUCCGAAGAGGAAUCCGGCCCGCCGUCCCCGCCGCAGCUCACAUUCGACCACUUCUCCGAGGCAGAGCCGCGCGAAGGCGUGAUCCUCGCGUCGCGCCUGUACUCGCCGACUGCCAAACAGCCGACUCCGCGCGCAUCGCGGUCGUCGUCGCCCAAAAUGCCGCUUUCGAAAUCCGAUCAGUCGACGUUCUUGGAGGAAGGGUAUUACAUCCCCUCGCAAGAGCAGAGACGGAUGAUUGAGGCUUUUUAA
Messenger RNA from Uncinocarpus reesii 1704, 873 nucleotides. RefSeq lists its product as uncharacterized. NCBI's taxonomy places the organism in Eukaryota, Fungi, Ascomycota, Eurotiomycetes, Onygenales, Onygenaceae. The record is from RefSeq and is a predicted model, not a curated record. The transcript has a single exon. The coding region runs from base 1 to 873 and encodes 290 amino acids.